CUUGACUCCCACAGCACCGAGUAAAAGACGACACGCAGACAUCAGGAAUUACAGAAUUAAGUAGUUUCUUCCUAAGUCUGAAACGUUUUUUAAAUCUCACUGGGGCACUUGGAGAGCUCAGACUUCUGAGAGCUUGUGGGAGAGGUGAGGUUUCACCGUGCACUUGCUCAUCUGGCGCUGUGAAAUCUCUUGCCCCUUGGUAGCUCCAACUUUGUGAGCUCAGCCUGGGUCACGUCUCCAAGCUGGUUUGUUCCUACUGCCAGAAGCGUUGGUAUGGAGCCCCUCAACCUGCCUAAGGCAAAGAGAUCGGGGCUGGUUCGGCUUAGCUCAGCUGCAUGAAAUAUGGGAGACGACAGGCCGUUUGUGUGCAAUGCCCCCGGCUGUGGACAGAGGUUUACAAACGAGGACCACCUGGCGGUUCAUAAACACAAGCAUGAGAUGACAUUGAAAUUCGGCCCUGCUCGAACUGACUCAGUCAUCAUAGCAGAUCAGACUCCGACCCCAACUCGGUUCCUGAAGAACUGUGAAGAAGUGGGACUCUUCAAUGAACUGGCCAGUUCCUUUGAGCACGAGUUCAAGAAAGCUGCGGAGGAUGACGAGAAAAAGAGUGCCGGAGCCCUGGACAUGUCUCUGCCCUCCACCCCAGACAUCAAGAUAAAGGAGGAAGAGCCAGUGGAGGUGGAUUCUUCCCCGCCAGACAGCCCUGCCUCCAACCCACGGUCACCACAGAACAAGGAGAAGGAGAUCCCCUCCAAGCCUGUAAUCAUUUCUACACCUACUCCAACCAUCGUGCGUCCAGGCUCGUUGCCACUCCACCUGGGCUAUGACCCGCUGCACCCCACGCUGCCUUCCCCAACCUCGGUCAUCACCCAGGCUCCCCCUUCCAACAGACAGCUUGGGUCUCCCACAGGUUCCCUUCCACUUGUCGUGCAGCUUGCAAACGGACAGACCAUGCCCGUCCUCCCAGGCCCUCCCGUACAGAUGCCUUCUGUUAUAUCGCUGGCUCGGCCGAUGUCCAUGGUGCCAAACAUUCCCGGUAUUCCUGGGCCACCCAUCAACAGCAGCGGCUCCAUUUCACCAUCAGGACUUCCAGUACACUCUGAAGCCAAAAUGAGGCUGAAGGCCAGCUUGACAGCAUCUUCCUCACUGAAUGGCAGCAACUUGGUGGUGGGUUCAGCCAGCACGAUGGUGACGGCGCGUCCGGAGCAGAGUCAGAUCCUUGUCCAGCACCCGGACGCCCCUUCCCCAGCUCAGCCACAGGUUUCCCCCGCCCAGCCCACCCCCAGCACGGGCGGGCGACGGAGGCGCACGGUUGACGAAGACCCAGACGAGCGCCGGCAGCGAUUCCUGGAGCGCAACCGGGCUGCGGCGUCGCGCUGUCGCCAGAAACGCAAACUCUGGGUGUCUUCCUUGGAGAAAAAAGCCGAGGAGCUCACGACCCAGAACAUCCAGCUGAGCAAUGAAGUUACGCUACUGAGGAACGAAGUUGCUCAACUUAAACAGCUCCUGCUGGCUCACAAGGACUGCCCCGUCACUGCACUACAGAAGAAGACACAGGGCUAUCUCGAAAGCCCAAAGGAGAGCUCGGAGCCCACCGGCUCCCCUGCUCCUGUCAUCCAGCACAGCUCCGUGACGGCCUCCCCCAACGGGCUCAGCGUCCGCUCGGCGGCCGAAGCGGUGGCCACCUCGGUGCUGACUCAGAUGGCCACUCAAAGGACAGAACUGAGCCUGCCCGUACCCUCACACGUCAUCAUGGCUCCACAGUCGCAGUCUGCUGGCAGAUGAUGUCGCACGGCGCAGACCACGUCACACAGCGCCUGGGCCGCGGAGCCGCCCCCCAACUCACAGCCGGAGAGACUGACCCGAACCGAGUCCCUGACGAGUGGGAGGCUGAUAAGGAUUUUUAUUUCUUUUUUUCUUUUUUUUUUUUUUUUUCCAAGUGAGUUAAGGGCAGCUACGGCGCUUCUCACCCAGCCUGUACAGACCCCGGCUCCCCGCCACCACCACCGCUGCCCCCACCAUGGCCCGGCCACGGAUCGGGCUCUUUUCUCCAUCUUGUGGUUGACAAUCUGUCAACUGGCAGAGUCACCCCAGCACGCAGAGUCUCACUUUGAAAAGCACCUUGAAAGGUUGGCUUUCAGGUAUCAGUUACAUUAACACUAAACCUCCAUGCUUGGUGGAUCCCCUUGGCGCUUUCACUCUUCCAAAUCCCCCCCUUCUCCCUCCUCCUCCUCCGCUCUCAGCAAAGGAAAACAUAGCUCUUGGGAGGCUGUGACAUUUAGUCGUGCUGUCAAUGUAUUUUAUUUUUAACAGCAUGCUGCUUCCAGGCAUCUGCUCCCCCCUCUGCUCUCGCUACCUGAAACAUUGCACCUUCGCACACGAAGCCUCCUUGAGCUCCGAGGUUAAAGGGAUCGAGCUCCGUCUCGUCACACACUUAACUCCCAGCAACAGAUUUUUUUGGAUGCGAUGGGAGUGUAAUCGCUGUAAAUGGGUUUGUGGGAGAGGGGGGGACGCGGGGCUGGGGGUAGGGGACACACACACACACACGUGUGUGUUCCUGGUGGCUUGGGCCGCGCCGUGGUUGCUGGAGAAAAGGGACCGACCGUGCCCACGGCGCCGGGGCUGCCUCCAUCCUCCUCCCAGUAACUUGGUGCUGAUCUGCCUCCGCUGGGACCGGCGCUGGGCGCCCCGGGAGGGCCACGAGAGGAUGAGCUGCUGGCCCAGCAGGCGACAAUAAUGUGAGUCCCAGAAUCCAUCAUCUGCUCCCAACUCCUCUGUACACCUCCGCAAACAAACCCCUCCAUUUCCAAGGAUCAUCUCCUUUACACGUAACCUCGACGACCUUAAUACUGGUGGCCUUAAAUCACGAAUUAGUUGCCUGUUCCAAGGGGAGGGAGCACGAAGUAGUGUUUCUGUUUGCCUGGGCUUUUACCUCUUCUUCGUAUCUUCCGCUCCCGGUGAUGGAGCAGCCGUUGCUUCCCAGCCAGAGCAAACAGAGGAUUCACAGAGCUUCCAGUUCCGUAGGGCAGGUUAAAAACCCAGCCUGGAUGUUGACAGAUGUUUGGAAUCGGGUCUGUUUUCUUGCCGGGCGGGCAGAGCACGUGCGUGUGUCUCUGUGUGAUUCCUGCAGCCCCCCCCCACCGGGGCGGGCGCCUGGAGUCGAUCGUUUGGAAACGGGAAGGGGCGUUGUGGGGGCUCUGAGCAGGAACCUCCUCGAACCCUGUGGAGCUGCGUCGGGCCUCGCUCUUCCUCGCCUUCUCGGGAGGUUCCCUCCUCACCUGAGCUCUCGCCCACCUCAGGUUGCACUCGCCACUUUUGAGCCAAGUUUGUUUGUCAAAGUGAUUUCGUUUGGCUUAUCCAGACUUGGAAGGUUUCCAGGGACAGCAAAACCCAAAGCAAAGUCUAAGCAAGAAACCUGCUCCCGUGACGGAUGGGGAAGUUCAGCAGUUUGUUGGGUUGGUUUUUUGUUUUUGUUUUUUUUUUUUAAAUGAAUGGGCUCUGUCUUCUCCCCCUCCCCUCUUUUUCAGGUUUUUCUCCGCCAUCUCGGCCGCGGUGCCGCCCGGGUUUGGUUUGUCUCCCCACGGUGCUCUGGUUUCUCUCACUCAUCUUCAGUCUCCUUGGGCGUGAGCAGGGUCACUUCUGGCCUCGGCAGUUUGCACUUCUGGUUCAGAUCCUGCGUAGCGCUCCCCCCCCCCAGGACCCGCCUUUUUUGUUUCUCUAAAGCUGUUUGGGCAGAGUCUCUGUGCAGGCAGAUGGGUUUUUGGCUCUUGCUGUCCCGUUUCAGAGAGAGCAGCUCUGGAAAGAGGACGCGGAGAGGGGGGGGGGUGUGUUUAUCACAUCUUAAAGCCACAUGACCGGGACUAAAAGGGUUUUUAUCCGGGUGAGGUGCAGCAGGGGGGGUGUCAGGGCCUUUCUGGGGGAUCUAAGGCAGAGGGUUUGAGGAGCUGCAAGAUCCAGCCUGGCUUUGCUUCCUCUCAUGGAGCUGCUGGUGGAUGGAGGUUGUGGAGCUGCGACGACGGGGAACGGCACCAAACCUUCCGCGUGCUCCAAAAAGGUGUAAAAAAACCACCCGUCCUGCAGCCAAGAGAUUUGCUCUGGUCUUCAAAUCUGCUCCGUUGGCUUCAGGGGGGCUUUGAAAUAAGUGUCUCGCUCUCUCUCCCUUUGUCUGGGAACAGCAGGAAUGACAAAAAUGUGUUGUAAACAUAUUUGCUUCAUCCCCCCGGCAGCCGUUGGGUCCCUGUCCCCUGGCGCAGGGAGCGAGCAGCAGCGCCGGCAGCAGCUCACCAGCUCCUCCUAGGCUCGCCCAGCGGGCGGCUGUCGAGGAAAAUGUUCGUUGGGAGAAGACAGAAAGGAAGGAUCGAGCUCUGGGCUCAUCCCUGGUUGGCGUCAGGGUGCGCGUGUGGGGGUGAGGCAGAGGCGAGGAGCAGCCGGUGGCUUUGCUGGCGCAGGGUGACAGCGGAGAGCCCCCAGAUUGGGGACGAUUUGAAGGCAGCAGCUUCGCCGAGUCUUUCUUUUUACCCUUAGGGACUCAAAGCCACCCAAUUCUGUGGGCCCGGAGAGCCGAGAGGGCCCAGCCUGCUGCGGACGAGGGGGACGAUGCCGAGAGCGAUUUUUCUCCCCAUCCCUCGGUGCUCCUGGUGCUGCCCCACUCCAGCACCCCCCCACCACCACCUCCUGCGAGUGCUUAGUGCCUUG
Molecule: messenger RNA, 4695 nt
Organism: Athene cunicularia (burrowing owl)
Lineage: Eukaryota; Metazoa; Chordata; Aves; Strigiformes; Strigidae
Gene: ATF7
Product: activating transcription factor 7
Exons: 12
Coding region: 343-1785 (480 amino acids)
Biological process (GO): regulation of transcription by RNA polymerase II
Molecular function (GO): cAMP response element binding; DNA-binding transcription factor activity, RNA polymerase II-specific
Source: RefSeq, a predicted model, not a curated record